This is a messenger RNA of Tuber aestivum (summer truffle), 3060 nucleotides long. The record is from the annotation of a GenBank genome assembly. NCBI's taxonomy places the organism in Eukaryota, Fungi, Ascomycota, Pezizomycetes, Pezizales, Tuberaceae.
AUGGAACUCGAUAAAGUUGGCGAUCCCAAACCCAUCCCCUCAGAGUUGUUUGCUGAUUGCCCCUUCCGCAGUCCUGCAACCCUGAGCGGUGCUAUUGACGUAAUAGUCGUUGAGCAGGAGAACGGUACUCUCUCCGGAGCCUCCGCACUCGCCAUCCUUUUACUGAUUUGCCAACUCAGGUGACCUCGCAUGCUCGCCAUUUCACGUUCGUUUCGGCAAGUUUUCUUUGCUACGACCUUACGAGAAGAAGGUUGCUAUUUCCACGUGAGACGGGGUGAAGGGUAUCCGAGAGCUGAUGUGAGAACCGCGACAGGUCGAAUUCCGCGUCAAUGGUCAGAAGACCGAUUAUUCCAUGAAAUUGGGCGAGGGCGGGGAGGCCUUUUUCGUUUUCGAAACCAAUCAGAUUGUUCCGCUUGAAAUGCAAACUUCACCGUUAGUAUCUCCGUCUGCAAGUCCUCGGUCGGUGGCUUCGGUCCCCGAGCCGCCGUCACUGCAAGAGCCGGAUUACCUGAAUAUUGCCGAUACUUCAGGGCGAAAGGCAGCUUCCACCGGGAAUGUUUUGCUGAAUCCAAGGCGGGCCCAGUCUGAUUUUGGUAAGCUUGGUUUGGGCUCGGGAGUUCCCUUUCUUUUCUUUUGUUCCGGGGCUGAUGGGUGUUUGCUCCGGUAGGAAACGCGACGCCACUAUCUUCCGCGCCAGACAAUGCUCGGCCGGCGAGUGGCGAUUGGUCCGGGACCGCCAUCAACCUUGAGCGGUCCGCUUCGGAGGAGGCGCUCCCCACAUCGACUCGCCGGUAUACCAUGUCAGGGCAGGGCGGCCCGGUUCGCACUCGUUCGCCCCCACCGGUUGAUCAGGCGGCGGCUGUGGAGAGGGCGCUUGUCCUUUCUCGCAAGCUUUCCAUCAGUAACAUCCCAACACAUGUCACUGAUCGCGGUGACGUCAUGUUGGAUAUGAAUGGGUACAAAUUUGACCAGGAGGAGUCCCUGCAGGCCGAAAUGAUUGCUCGGAAGAUUCUAGCGGAGGAGCUGGAGGACGACUAUGAUAUUGGCUCUUUGAUCGGGGCUGACAGGAACGGGAACCUUUGGAUCUACUCAAGUGAGGAGGCGAAAGAGAAGGCUGGACGAGAGGAAGGCAUUUCUCAGGGGAUCGAUGCAGUUUCGGACGUGGGGUAUUCGUCAGAUGAAGCGAGGAGCGAUUCAUCCUCCGAGUCCGCAGGGAAGAGGAUGGAUCGGUUGUCGACGCCACCCGCUACCCCUCCACUUCCUGGUCAGGAGAAGAGCGAAUCAAAGAGCUACGCAAAAACUCUUAGACUCACCUCGGAGCAGUUGAGGAGCCUGGAUCUGAAGCCCGGCGCCAAUGCUAUCAGUUUUAGUGUAAACAAGGCGACAUGUACGGCGUUCAUGUACGUGUGGAAGUCCGAUGUCCCGAUCGUCAUAUCCGAUAUUGACGGGACCAUCACAAAGUAAGCUAUUCGCCUUGGGAACAGAGAGGUAUCGUUAACAUGCGUGAAUAGAUCCGAUGCCUUGGGACACGUCCUAACUAUGAUUGGGCGUGAUUGGACCCAUUUAGGUGUUGCAAAGCUCUAUACGGAUAUUGCGGCUAAUGGCUACCAUUUACUCUACUUGACCAGUCGAUCGGUUGGGCAGGCGGAUACUACCAGGAAUUACCUGAAUGGUAUAGUACAGGACAAGUACAAGGUACCGAAGGGACCAGUGAUUAUGAGUCCAGAUAGAACAUUUUCGGCAUUGAGAAGGUGGGUUACUAUUGUGGCCCGGUUUAGAACAACCAUUGACACGGCAUAGGGAGGUGUAUCUGCGCAAACCUGAAGUAUUUAAGAUGGCCUGUCUACGAGACAUUCUUAACCUCUUCGGAGCUAGGCAUAAUCCGUUCUACGCUGGAUUUGGAAACAGGCUCACAGACGCGCUCUCGUAUCGCUCUGUCAAUAUACCCUCCACUAGGAUCUUCACCAUUAACUCUUACGCUGAGGUUUCGUUGGAUCUACUGACUCUGACAAAGUACAAGAGCUCCUAUGUCAACAUGAGGGAUCUUGUCGAUCACUUUUUCCCACCUGUUGGACUGUUGAGCACCGAUGAGCAGUACACGGACUUUAACUAUUGGAGAGAUCCAGUGCCCGAUCCGGAGGAGUUUAGCGAUAGCGAAGAUGAGGAGGCUGGCGAGGAGGACGAGGAUGAGGACGGUGAGAUGGCAGACAGUUACUAUGAGGAGCAUGGGGAGAUGGCCGAAAGCUAUAUGGGGAACGCAGACGGGGAGGACGAGUACGAUGAAGACGAAGAGGAGGACGGCGAAGAAGAUGAAGAUGAAGAGGAAGAGGAAGAGGAAGACGGUGACGAAGAGGAGGAGGAUGAAGAAUACGACGAAGAGGAGAGCGGGACGGCCGAGAGCAAAAUCGAGCAACACCCUACCGAUGUCCGGAGAGAGGGGGAGAAGCCCGGAGCAGCUGCCACGGCCGAAGAAAAAACAGGGCUCGGAAUUCCCUUUGUCGGUGGCAAGAUGAGCGGGAUGAAAAUGGACCUCGAUCCCAGCCGCCUCACACAAGCCAAGGAAUUUGCAGAAAGGGAAUUGAGCGGGAUCGUGGGGGAAGUGGUCGGUGAGAUCAAGGCACUCACAACCGACUCGAGUAAACCUGAGGCAGAAAGCAAGAGUCAAGAGGAAAUCGGCGUUUCAGCAUAGGAGCUGAGCGAAGGUUAUCGGUGCGCGUGGUAGCAAGUAUUGGAUGCAAUUGCCAAGGCACCGAGGAGUGCGCAUAAAAGUACAUUACACUUAUUACAUAGUACUGUUUUCACUUUUGUGUUUUCUUUCUACUUUCUUUAGUUCCUGUCCGGCGCACGGUUUGUAAUAUCCUCUUUUUCUAUCAUCAUUCGGAAAUCGGAGUACCCUGGGUUUUUCCUUGUUCAAUUUUAUAUUUUCAACGUUUUAUUAUUAAAGCCUGCAUUGCUUGCGCUGCUGUUUCACCUUUUCCACAUGACGCAUCCUUUUCCGCAGCUGUCGUGGUAAACAUGUAUUAUCACCCGCGUUGAAUAUACCUCUUUUUUUUUCUUUUC